Molecule: messenger RNA, 1882 nt
Organism: Lepisosteus oculatus (spotted gar)
Lineage: Eukaryota; Metazoa; Chordata; Actinopteri; Semionotiformes; Lepisosteidae
Gene: grem1a
Product: gremlin 1a, DAN family BMP antagonist
Biological process (GO): animal organ morphogenesis
Molecular function (GO): receptor ligand activity; BMP binding
Source: RefSeq, a predicted model, not a curated record
UCCUAAAUGCCUUUUCGGCAGUAUGUUUCCCUCCCUUGGGUUCAAGGAAGUGUUGAGGGGGCGGAUAGUUUGAUUUUUCUUUGGAUCGUGCCUAGCCAAUAAUGUAGAAGGAACUGUUUUGCACAUCUCAGCUGGCAGACAUUUAAAAGGGAGACAGCCAGGCGCUGCUGCAAUUUGUACCAAAAAACAGUCUCCCUUUCUAUGGAAUCGUUAGCAACUUUCGACUUCCAUCACUGCGCACGUCGACUGCCAUACACUCGAUACAACUAACUGCUCCUUGACUUGGGCACGUUAAAACCACUUUUCAAGACUGAGUACGGCUUAUGUUGUCAAAGAAUGGGCAGAAUGACCAGAUCUCUUCAAGUGGUCUUCAGCACGGUGCUCGUCCUUGGUUUGCUGUGCAGCUCCGCUGAGGCAAAGAAGAAAAGCACAGCUUCUCAAGGAGCCAUCCCCCCUCCCGGCAAAACCCAACAAAACAACUCGGAGAAGCAGCCGCAGUCUCAGCCACCGCAACCAGACUCGGGGAACCGGGGACAGAGCAAAGGCUCCUCUACGCCUGUUGAGGAGGUGCUGGAGUCUAGCCAGGAAGCCCUGCAUGUCACGGAGCGCCAAUACCUGAAACGUGACUGGUGUAAGACCCAGCCUCUUAAGCAAACUAUCCAUGAAGAUGGAUGCAUCAGCCGCACCAUAAUCAAUCGAUUCUGCUAUGGUCAGUGCAAUUCCUUUUACAUCCCCAGACAUGUGCGCAAGGAAGAAGGUGCCUUUCAGUCGUGCUCUUUCUGCAAGCCGUUCAGAUUCACCAAGAUGACUUUCACUCUGAACUGUCCGGAGCAGCAGCCCAGCACCAAGAAGAAAAGGGUGCAACGCGUCAAAGAGUGCCGAUGCGUUUCUAUAGAUCUUGACUAGAUCAGUGUUUCAUGCUCUUUGUCGAUUAGUGUCAAGAUGUAAACUUUGUUUCUAACCAAACAGGGAAGCGCUCAUUCGCGUUGCAUCACAAUAUGACUGUUAAACUACUAAAAGAAAGUAUUCCCUCAGCAUCAGAUGACCUGGUCCUUCGGGGGACAAUAGAAUGAAAAAGGUUUUCUUCCAAUUUACGAUCAGACAGAAAACAACUCGUAUUUCACCAGAUAGGAACACUUUUGUUUCACUAAUUUCAGAGCUUUCCAGGAAAAGAAAUUCAUGCCUUUUCAUAUUUAUAGUGUAAUAACCAUAUAACCACACUCACCGCUGUAACUUGCGACACAGGUUUAAUAACAGUAACAUGCUUGAUUAUACAAAAUACACUGUGACGAGUGAAUGGUGGAAAGGCUUGGCGACCUAUUCACAUAAAAUAUCUUCCAAACAAAAGUCUUUCAGACCACUUCGGCGGGGUAUACGCCAUUUGUUUUCAUUAUCCCACCUGCAUUUAUUUUAUUUUUAUUGAUUUUAAAUAUUGACUGUGUAAUAGAUAGUUUCCACUGUGUGGAAUGUGAAUAGACAACAGAGUGAUACGAAUAUUUAAUGUAAUUAUAUGAGUCGUUUGUACGAUUAAUAUGAAUGUUACAAGCUUUUCUGUGAAUCUUUUGGCCUACACUGUUUUGUGUCAAUGAUUUCAAAUGGGUAGAUGGAUAUAGACUGGUAAUAAACACCAGUGUCAAGCUAUUGAUGACAUUGAAAGGGAACUCUAAUAUUCUUCAAAUGAAAGUUUAAAAUAUAAAUAUACUUUUCGUUGAUUUUCUUCAGCAACUGUAUGUGAAUUUCUUCAGACAACUGUUAAAGAACUAGCCUAUAUAGUAAUAAAUUAACACGUUCUCCUGCAUGAAAAAGUACAUUUUAUACAAUUGUUGUGCAAUAUGCAGGACUUGCUUACCGAGAAACAAAUUAAAACAUUUUUAAAAUUGAA